AUGGAGGCUUUGAGGAGCCUCUGGAUAUUUUUUCUGGUGGAGUUGGUUUUUCUUGCGGGAUGUACCUGUACAACGGUGGCGGUGACUCUUCGGCGACCUCCCAGUAAACAAAGGAUAUGCCUAGGGCGCUACGGCUUCGUAAAGCCAUCGCCUCUAUCUCUAUCUGGACCAAAUGUAGGGCUCAAUGGGACGUUUGUUCCCUCCAUGAAAACGUGGGGUACUCGAUUUGGCACUGCUAAGCCGUGCAACCUGGCGAGUGGCAUAUUAGGCCAUGACAGACACCAACCAUUGCCAGCCAGAAACUGCGCUUCAUAUCUUCGAAGGAGUGGACAACCAGCGGCGUGUAGUACAUAUAAAGCUGAUGCAAAUGGCCAAGUAGGAGCGCGCUGGGGAAGCUUGGGGCACACUGAAAGUAAUCUGGCUUCCGGUUGCACAAACACCCGCAGGUCACAGCAUGAGGGAAAGCCCUUUGCCUUCACUGAGAUGGUGUCUCAACGUUCAUACGGUGGAACCGAGGAUAAUGGUACAUCAUUAAGUCAGUACAAUGCUUACAAAAGAGGAUUUUCACGAUUAUGCGGUACCUACGCGUGCCCGGAGGGGGAGCAAGUCUCGGUGCAAAAUAUGCAGGGUGGCACUCUGUCAAAGAGAGAAGAAGAGCAUUACCCUAAAGACCUGGAGGCUUUUCAGCAAGCCCUGCGCCACAUGGAUAGCCGUUUCAUGAAGAUAGCAAAGGAAACAGCAUCCCCGACACCCAAGAAUGCGGAAAUCCUAGAGAGCCUUGGCCUGCUGUGGAGGCAGCGACGUUUGGAGCAGCUUCAGGAAGAAGAGCAGCAGCAACAUUUGGAUGGAAGAGUCCGGGCACCACUUUACGGAAGCAUUGACGAAGCCAUUGUUGGGAAGAAAAGUGGAAGUGCCUUCAGAGCGCGUGCAUACAAGAUGGCAUACGAAAUUCUGCACCGUUCACGGAUUCCAAUAUACAAUGUUGCUGAAGCACUUUUGUUGCUGCGAGAUGGCGGCCUGCUUCUGCGUGGGGAAGAGACGAAUUUGGUGAAGCGUGGAGCCUUCCGUUCCGCAGUCUUGCAGAAGAUUCACGUGGUCUUGUCUCACGGCAUCACAGAGCUUAUGAGGCAGUCUCGAAGCAUUUUACGGGACGGGGCAGUGCAAGAUCUUAGCCGACUGCCAGGUGUGACACGCCGCACGGCAGCUACUCUUUUUGAAGAUUACUUCAUAGAUAGCUCCCAGGCGCUCCGUGAGCGUCUCUCGGCUUUGAACAGCGGCAUGGAGCAACUACCUGGAAACAGUCAAGACUCCUGGGCCCCUCCAGCUUCAGUAAUGCGUAAUGGCACUAAGUUUCGUGGGUUACCGUCUGAAGCGGACAAUCGUCUAGCAAAGCUUUUCCCAACUGAUCUCAGUAGGGCCUGCAUUAUGCAUUCCGACUCUUUUAGUGCCCCGAUGGAAACUGCCGAGUUUGAUGAAUGGCAGCAGCAGCUUUUGCUCGUGCAGCAGGAUCUCAGGGGGUCUAAAGAUCUCACGCCUUCAGUGCCUUUGGAUUUGCCUGACACCUUCCACGGUGCAGCACAGGACUUCCCUAGUAAACUCCCAGCCUGGCCUGUCGUGUCUCUUGGUGGAGGCAUUUUCCGUGGCUCCAACUGUAAACUGAUCUCACUAGCGUUGCAGGUGUCUCUCCUCCCCAGUUGGACUGAAGAAGGCCUCCUGCCUCCUAGCCUUGACCACGCCAUUUGCUGUGGCGGCAGAGGUGCCAAACCUGAGGAAAUCGCGUGGGUACAGCGACAGUGGGGCCACGUUUCGCAGGCGUAUCGAACGAUUCGGAGACAGCUGCACAGCAGCGCUGUGGAUGCGUUAAAGCAGCGUAACUUAAUCUCAAAAGUAUUCUCCGAGACCUCUAGAACCAAGACAACACACGCAGCUGGCCAGCUUCCGUGGCGUCAAGAAACGUACAGAUUGAUGACUAUCCAAACAGUAACUCCACGUGCAUUCCCAUUUGCCACCUUAGCUGCACGCUGCUCACCGUCCGCAUAUCGGUUGCUGCAAACCAGAACGCGAUCUCGCUGGGGGUGUAAUCUCACGCCAAGUGGCAUAACAGCAAGUUCAGCGGAGGCAGCAAGCGUCAAGAGUCCUCACGAGAAUGCGCUAGCCGAGGGUAGCGCACUCCACAACACUAUAGGUGAGCCCCCAGGAACCCAGAGUCUGUCAAACGCGUCCUCUGGCAAAGAAGAUAUCUGCUCCGGCUUUCAAUCAGAGAAUUCACUCUGGGUGUUCGACGAGGAGGGCGUACUGCGCCUUUUACAGGAGUCACUCCCUAUGCAUCAACGGGUGGGCACAGCACCUCCAGGCACAUAA
Messenger RNA from Cyclospora cayetanensis, 2361 nucleotides. RefSeq lists its product as uncharacterized. The record is from RefSeq and is a predicted model, not a curated record. The transcript has 6 exons. Lineage: Eukaryota; Apicomplexa; Conoidasida; Eucoccidiorida; Eimeriidae. The coding region runs from base 1 to 2361 and encodes 786 amino acids.